AUGAAGUAUCCUGCCUAUUUAAAGUUCCAGAAUGAGACCCUUUUGCCCUGGUGGGACGGGGUCUCGGCCCGCCCUCCGCCCACCAUUGGCCCGCCGCCGCGCCGCCACCGGGGACCCCACCGGCCAUUCGUUAGCCGUCGCCCCACUGCCUCCACCACGUGCUCCGUGCACACUAGGCUUUAUUUCACGCGCCGUCACACCAAUCCAUUUAGUCGCUCACCCGACACGACGCGCGCGGCACCACUGUCAUUUGGGGGAUGUCGAUUGCGAUCGAUUGCGAUGGAUUACUGCACUAGUAUACCGGCCAUCGCGCUGUUCCGACCCGCCGGCACCGUGAUCGUGAGACUGAGGACGGAGACGGACCACUGCUGCAGGGCCAAGGCUUGCGCCGCACCGGAGUACGGCCGAGUGGUCCACAGACCGUCGUCAGCCUGUGAGCAAUGCGACAGGACUAGAUUAGUUAGCAAUUAUAGUGACUGUGAUAGUGAACUAGUGGAAAGAUGUCGACCUUACAGAACGGGCACGGCCAGAAGCAGAUACGUCAACGUUUGCGCGGCCGUCUGCCUACUGCUGCUUGUGGGCGGUCUGUCGCCCCGGUGCACCGCCGCGCCGCGCAGGAGCCGCGGCAUGGAGCGACAGAGGCGCGCCACCGACUCCACGCCGGAGAACCGCCUCUGGGCCAACCCCUGCGACUACAACAACUCCAAUUCAAAAUCAGCAGUAAAAUACUCGCCGAAACUUGCUAAGGACGUGGCUUCGCAAGCGAGGAACGCGCUCAAAUCGACUGCGCAGUACAAAGACAAAUUCGCGUUAAAAUUGCACAGUUACCCGAGUUUUGACGAGUUGCUGCAAGCUUGGACCGGGUACGAUUGGCUACGGAAAUUCCCCUGGUUCCGCGAGGAAGUGCUACCUAAGGAGAAAGUCCUUAACCAGCAAAUGGCCGACGAGUACAUGAACCUGUUAAUGGAUCAUAUUGAUGAAGUUCUGCCUUCGAUGUACAAGGGACUAAAAAUGAUUGUUGCUGGCUUGUACGCGAUCAGCAAUGAGGGACUUAACGAUAACAUUAUCUCCGACAAGUGUCUAAAAGAAAAAAUCAACCAGACUAUGCACGACGUCCGAGCAGUCCUCUGUUUGUUCAAUGAUAUAAUGAAGUCAAGGAACUUGGAGAUAAUGCCACUACCGGACUCGGAAAUUCCCGAUUUUAAGACGGAGGACAAACUGUCCGUUGGUCUUCUCGUCUACAGGGACACCCUUAACUACUUGGAGUACCUGGCACAGGUGUUCCAGAAGAUGUACGAGACGGCACCCAAGCAAGAU
Molecule: messenger RNA, 1317 nt
Organism: Iphiclides podalirius (scarce swallowtail)
Lineage: Eukaryota; Metazoa; Arthropoda; Insecta; Lepidoptera; Papilionidae
Source: the annotation of a GenBank genome assembly